Fragaria vesca subsp. vesca is the source of this 1963-nucleotide messenger RNA. RefSeq names its product polyphenol oxidase, chloroplastic-like. Bases 1 to 1812 code for a protein of 603 amino acids. Gene Ontology annotation, biological process: pigment biosynthetic process. The record is from RefSeq and is a predicted model, not a curated record. The transcript has a single exon. NCBI's taxonomy places the organism in Eukaryota, Viridiplantae, Streptophyta, Magnoliopsida, Rosales, Rosaceae. Gene Ontology annotation, molecular function: catechol oxidase activity.
AUGGCUUCUCUAUCAUCUCCACUAGUCACCAAAACAACCAUUCCCACUUCAAAUUCCCUCUCAUCCCUCUCUCAGAACAGUUCCCACAUUUCCUUAGUCCAGAACUCUAAGCCUUCCUUCAUACGUAGUAGCAGGAUCAUAUGCAAAUGCACAAGCAGUAAUCAAAACCCUAGCGAUGAACAUAAACAUUCUCAUCAAACAAACCUAGACCGGAGAAAUGUGCUCAUUGGGCUGGGAGGUUUAUACGGAGUUGGUCUUGGCAGCGCCGACCCUUUCGCCUUUGCGAAGCCGGUGGCGCCACCAGACUUAUCCAAGUGCGGAGCAGCAGAUUUACCACCCGGUGCUACACCAAUAAAUUGCUGCCCACCAAUAUCUGACAAGAUAGUCGAUUUCACCUUCCCUUCCUCCUCUCCUCUCCGCGUCAGACCCGCAGCUCACGCCGUCGAUCAAGCCUACAUCGACAAAUACUCCAAGGCCAUUGAGCUCAUGAAAGCCCUCCCCGACUCCGAUCCACGCAGCUUUUCGCAACAAGCCGAUAUUCACUGCGCUUACUGCGACGGCGCUUAUGAUCAAGUCGGUUUUCCUGACCUCGAGCUUCAAAUCCACCAGUCAUGGCUCUUCUACCCCUUCCACAGAUACUACUUAUACUUCUACGAGAAAAUACUCGGAAAACUCAUCGACGACCCCACUUUCGCCUUGCCAUUUUGGAACUGGGACUCUCCUCCGGGGAUGAAGCUGCCAGCCCUAUUCGCAGACCCAAAAUCGCCGCUCUACAACGAGCUCCGAAACGCUAACCACCAGCCUCCGACGCUCCUCGACUUAGACUGGAACCUCACCGACACGCCGACGACCGAGGCUGAUCAAAUAUCGAGCAAUCUGAAGAUCAUGUACAGGCAGAUGGUGUCCAACGCCAAGAAGCAGCAGCUCUUCUUUGGAACAGCUUAUAGGGCUGGCACCGAUCCAUCUCCGGGUUCCGGCUCAAUCGAGUCAACUCCUCACGGACCUGUCCACGUAUGGACCGGUGAUAACACGCAACCUAACUACGAGGACAUGGGGAACUUCUACUCUGCAGCUAGAGACCCUAUUUUCUUCUCACAUCAUUCUAACGUUGAUAGGAUGUGGAGUGUAUGGAAAACUUUGGGUGCUACUAAUAAGGAUAUUACAGAUCCAGAUUGGUUGGACACAGGGUUUCUAUUUUACGACGAGAAUGCGCAACUAGUGCGCGUGAAGGUACGCGACUGCCUUGACUCCAAAAAGCUAGGGUAUGUGUAUCAAGACGUGGACAUUCCAUGGUUGACGUCCAAGCCAACACCGCGUAGGUCGAAGCUUGCGAAAACAGCUAAGGCAGUUGGGGUGGCGCGUGCAGCGACGUCCGGACCAAAGGUCGUAGGGAGAGGCGAUUUUCCCAUAAAGUUGGACUCGAAGAUUAGUACGGUGGUAAAGAGACCGAAGCAGAAGAAGAGGAGCAAGAAGGAGAAGGAGGACGAGGAGGAGAUACUAGUGAUCGGAGGGAUCGAAUUCGAGAAAGACACGGCAGUGAAGUUUGAUGUUUACGUGAAUGACUUGGAAGACGAUGAUGAGCCGGGGAAGCCCGACGACAGUGAGUUUGCGGGGAGCUUUGUGAACGUGCCCCACAAGCAUAAGGACAAGAAGAAGAAGAAGACCAAGAGUUGCCUGAGGUUGGGAUUAACGGACUUGCUGGAGGAUUUGGGGGCUGAAGAUGAUGAGAGUGUGGUGGUGACUUUGGUGCCGAGGUAUGGGACUAAGUCUCUCAAGAUUGACACUAUCAAAAUUGAGUUUCUUGCUGAUUAAGCAAGCCUAAUUUUGCUAUUUAUAUAUGUACGUAAACUGUGUAUGUCGUUCAUCUUUCAAUUUGGUGAUGAGUUUUGAACGUACGUACCAUUUGAAAGAUAAUGUUCUUCUUUACUUAUCAUCAACAAACAAAGAUACAUUUUUUAUUUUU